This is a messenger RNA of Aspergillus terreus NIH2624, 1260 nucleotides long. RefSeq lists its product as uncharacterized. The transcript is spliced from 2 exons. Gene Ontology annotation, cellular component: mannan polymerase complex. Gene Ontology annotation, biological process: protein N-linked glycosylation. NCBI's taxonomy places the organism in Eukaryota, Fungi, Ascomycota, Eurotiomycetes, Eurotiales, Aspergillaceae. Bases 1 to 1260 code for a protein of 419 amino acids. Gene Ontology annotation, molecular function: alpha-1,6-mannosyltransferase activity. The record is from RefSeq and is a predicted model, not a curated record.
AUGUACCCGACAGGAAUCCGAUGCCGUGCCUUCCGAUACCCGGUGCGCCGUCGCGUAUGCACAUUUGUCCUGAUCCUAUCCCUCUACUGUCUACUACACUACCUUCCGGAUCUGCCUGCGACGCAGGGCAAUACAUGGGCCGACCAGCGACCGCCAAAGCACCACGUAGACGAAAAGCCUCAUUUCCUUUACCGCUCGCCCUUACGACAGAAUCCCGACCUCGAGUAUGAGAAACAGCUAUCCAAUGCUCUGCAGAAGUUCGAACAAGAGGUCCUUGCUCGCAAUGGGGGAAGCGAAAGGGCAGAGGAUCGCAUCUGGCAGAUUGCACAGGAUGAAGACUAUCGCGGCAACCCUCAAAAUCCCCCUUGUGCAAGCAUUGAACCGCAGAAGCUAGUAUCGGACGCCAAAGCCCUCGAAUUCGUAACUACCGAACUAUCCGCCAUCCCCGAAAUCGCAUCCGUCUACCGAUCUUACCCGUAUAAUGUUCUGCGCGCAGACCUUCUCCGCUACCUUCUUCUCUGGUACUAUGGGGGCUUCUAUGCAGAUACAGACGUGAUACCCGCUAAGCCGAUUAAGGAGUGUCCCGCAUUACAGCCGGUCUUUACAUCUAUAUCUAAUCACAGUGGCGUGCCGACUGUCUCGCCGGCGGUAUCCCUUGUCGUCGGCGUUGAGAUCGAUGAGCCGUACGCAACGAGGCAAUUUAUGCGCGACUGGCGCUGGACCCGGAGAUACGGCUUCCUCCAGUAUACAAUGUAUGCGCCGCGGCGAUUUAGCCCUCUCUUAAGGGAGAUCAUAGUGCGAGCGAUAUCUCACACCCACCAGUAUGAGUCGCAGCGCUGGGGCCUGUUCCGCAGGCUGCGGUAUACGCAAAAAGCUAUAUUAAUGGUGACCGGCCCGGACGUUGUUACAGAUACAAUCCUCGAUACAGUCUCUACGUCUCUGCCGUCCACACAUCCACUAGUACAGGAGUCGGUCCGUGCAGAUGCGGAGAUCGGUGACCUAGUCUCACCUGAGACGGGGGCGACACAGCAGCGUGUGACAUGGGCGCCAUUUCAUAGACUCCAGCAUACCUUGUGCAUCGCAGAGGAUGAGGCAAUCCCGACCGCGCCGAUGGGCGGUCUCUGCGUGCUCCCAAUCAGCGUGUGGGGCAAUGGGCAGAGACACAGUCAGGCGGAGGGGUUUCGGAGUCCGCACGCCUGCAUCAAUCAUCGAUUCAAAGGGUCGUGGAAGAAGGGCUGGAGGCGGUAUAUCUCUGGGUGA